AUGAUUACGGAUCGUUCAGCAAGUACUGAGGACCAUAAAGUCAACAAAAAAAAGAGCAAAUAUAACUCACAUGAGGUAGAUAAUGGUAUACUCGAUAGUCUAGAAGCUAUUUUGAAAACUUUGGAAGAUCAGUCAGAAUCUAAAGACUUUAAUGACAUUAUUCAGUUUUUCAGAAAAGGGUUUAGCAGCCAAAUUAUUCAAUCAUGGUCUUAUUAUGCGGAAACCAACAAUCAUUACAAAUUUGCGCAGAGUACAAAUAUGCUUUACAGGACAUUGCUGGUGUUAAACUCCGAUGCAAGUCUUAUAGAAUUUGGCAAUAGUAUGAUCAAGCUAUUUCUCUCCAGUUACACAAAAGUUUUUUAUAGAGGUAUCAAUAACUCUCGUAGACAAAUUACAAUUCCCAUUCUCAAAUUAAUGAAAGAAAUGAUUCUUUUCGACAAUUCAAGACACAUUGAAGAUUUUAUUGCCUACUUUGAUCUAAGUCUCUCAGGUAUUCCAAGGAUUUUAACACCAACCAAAUCAGAAUUAGAAGGGCUGAGGGAUAAAAAGGAAAGGCAAGAUAAAUCAAUCAGAUGUUUUUUUCUCGAAUUCUGGAUGAUUUUAAUCAAAGGUACUCCCUCCCUCCUAAGAAAAGAUUUAUUAACUAGCAAUUUCAAGAUAAUGGGUGCCUGGUUCAAAUAUAUGGAUAAAGUGGACUCUGUUGAGACAGUGCAGGAGACCAUGACAGUUUUCGUUGACAAUAUUCUCAAAGAAAAAUUAUUCAAAAAGAUGACCAAAACCAAAAUUCUAAAUGAAUUGGCUCUCUCUAAGAUUCAUUCUUUUUACAAUUCUCAAAAUAAAGAGCUAGUUAAGAAGGUGAAUGACUUUUUCGUGUUAUACGGAAGUGUUCCAGAAACAUCUGUCGCAUUUCCAGAUAGCUGCGUCUGGUAUAAAGAAUCCCCAGAGAGUCAUGUCAAUACGGGUGCUUUAGUAAAGAUAAAUCAAAAAGAGUUUCAAAUACAUAACAAAUUACUGUUCAACAUGCUAAGAAUGUUCAAACCAUGGGAGGACGAUAUGCAAUCGUCGACAGUUAUCAAAGUUCUUGCAGCAGUUCCAGAAUUAGUUGCCCCAUACUGCACAUAUUUGUCCUCAUUAGGUCCCCAUGAUCCAAGAGUAACUUCUUAUUGGAUAGGUUCUACAUUAUUGCUUGGCAGAAUCAUAAGGUUAGAUAUACCAGAAUUCAUGGAAAAAAUAGACGUGGACAUAGUUCCUUCCAGAGAUUUAGUAAUUGAGAAUAUUUUCCCAUCUAUAUUGACAAAGAGUGCCUUAACCAAAUGUCUUCAACAUGAAUCUUUGCUUAUAAGACAAUUAUGCUGUCAAUUAAUUAUAUUUGGCUUCCAAAAAUUUGAAAAAGUAUUGGCACUCUAUGAUCGUAAAGGAUGGAUAUCUGCCAAAGCUAUACUAAGCAACUCAUUUUUGGAAAACCUCCCAGAUUUAAACGUCUUCGCUACAGCAUUAGCUCAGGUGCAUGAGAACAACAAAGAAAAUAAGAUAUUACCACUGUCUAUAACUAUGAUACUAAAAUAUUUUAGUACAAGCUUCCCAAAUUAUUUUUCUGUGACGUUACCAUCUUCUAAUAUUUACAUUGAUAUCAUGCAGAUGGACUCGUUAUCCGGUCUUAAUCUAGCUAUGCUAGACAAUUUCUUACAAUUUCAAGAGUUCAACGACAGUCAAAGUAAAUGGUGGAACUCUUCAAAGGGUGAUAACUCGCUAUUUAGUUCGCUUUUGAAAUUUGCCUCUUCUAGCAACUCUUCAAAUGUAACUUCCUUUAAAAUAAGCACUCUGCUAGAUCGCCUAUUACAUGGUACGGCAAUAUUCAGUUCUGAUCUCACCGCAUCUCCAAUAAUGGCUAUAAUAAAUAGUUUGCAGGUCAUUAUGUCCAUGACGACAGAGGAAGAACCUGUAGAUCUAAAAUGUCUCUGGGAUUUACUUGACCAAAGUAUUUCUCGUUGCAUAAGGGCACCUUACAAAUAUGUUGAUAUGGCUCAGAAUUUUGAAAAUAUAUCUCCAUUUAUCAUGGUUAUAGCUGAACAGUGGAAAUAUGUUGAGAAGAAGGCAGGCGAGCCUUUUGACUUAUUAUCUAAAUGGAUAUGUAUAUUCUUAAGGAACAUGCAUAUAAUUGGAGAACCAUAUCGUAGCAUUAAAAAACUCUUUAGUGAGUUUUUGGAAGGCGUAUCCAAGGAAGAUAUUGAAGCAUCUCUGAACUUCGAGGAAUUUGAAAACUCCACUAUGAAUAAUGAGGAACCGCUACUGAAUUCAAUUGUCGCCUCAUCAUUUUUCCAAUUUAUUACCAAGCUGCCAUUUCAAAAAAUGAGCACCGUCUCAAGAGUCCCAGUUAAUGAAUUGGAUUUAGCCGGUUUAUUAUUCAGACUCGUAGCCUCAUUGGAAGAUCAGUCGAUAUCAUUUACGAAGGAAUUUAAAACAAGUAUCAUUGAGCUUCUUUCCAAGGUUGCUGUAUAUAGCUUAUCUCAGGAAUCUCCUACGUUUAUGAUCCCCAGAAUUUACAAGGAUAUCUUCAGGAAUGUUGAUGGUAGUGAUAACUUAAUCGAUCAAAAGAGUACAUUUGUUGCACAAAACUUAAUGUACGUUUACAAGGAUGUGUACAAAACUAUAGAUAAAGACGUGGAAGCAUUCUUAUUUAAUUGGUUACUGGAGAGAAAGGAGAAAGGUCAUCUUUUCGACCAUAACCUAGUCAGUAGUGUUUGUGGCUGUCUAAAUGAAUCCCACGUUAUGAAACUACUCGAGAGUAAAUUUCCUUUCACUCAAGAAACAUUAGUUUCCAUUUUUACCCAAUUGUUCGAAGGAAACAGAGAGGGUACAGUGGCUUUCGACUUGUUCCAAGAUUUCAUCAAUGAAUCUUCUGAAGAUUUAAUCGUUUGUUUAGGUAGAUUCAUAGACACUGAGAGGGUCAGUUCAUUCAAGAGUGAAACUUUCCUUGCUGGAGUUGUAAAAGACAAAAGAUAUAUUCCAUUACUUGAAUCCUACUUUCGAUCUCCAUAUUUCGAAUUGAACUCGGUAUUAGAAUUUUUGGAAGUUAUAAAGGAGACAAAUAUCUCGAUAUUAACUGCAACUAAAAUUUCAAGUGUUUUAACAAACGAUUCUGAAAGGAUCAAAACCUUUGUUUCAGUUGUCGUUAGAAAUUGUUUUGAGUCCUACAAAACAUUUUCUGAUAGUACAUUUGCCCUUUGUAUUGAGUUAUUUUGUACGCAUGGUAAAGAGCUCUUAACUCAUGAUGAAGUUGAGAGCUUUUCUAUGUUUAUUACAACAGAAUAUGAAGGUAAAUUUAGUGCUCCCGUUAUUCGUUUCAUUCGUCUGAUGGGUUCUCUUGAAAGUGAACAUAUCAAGAAAUGGUUAAAUAAAAUGACACUAUACAUCACCAGGAUUUUUUCGGAACGAAUUGAGCUAUCUAAAAGGCACCUUGCAAUCCUCUCAGAAUUUAGAGAAUUGAUUGAAGAACAAAACGUUUGCCAGAUAGUCAAUAAAAAUAUUUUGAACUCACAAUUGGAGGUGGUAGCAAAUGGACCUUGGGUUAAAGACCAAAAUGUUCUGAACCACUUCCUACUGUUAUUAUUAGCAGCAGAACCAACUUCCGUUCAUUCUGACAAUAUCUUACAAUGUUUGCUCAAUAAUGAAGACAAUGUUUUAAAUAGGCUUGAGUCUGAUUCCCAUCUCCGCUUCCUAACAGGUAGCCUCACUUUCACUUUAUUUUACAUGGAUAUCAAAUCAAACUCCAAUUCUGUCAUACAGAAAAAGCUGAUGACAUUUUACAAUGGUUCAAUUUCCGCUGAAGAUAGAAUGAUAUUGAAAAUAUUGGAAACGAUUGAAUCGCAGAUCUCCAUUUCAUGGACUAAUUAUAUCUACACAUGGGAUUUUCUCGAAUCAGGGGAAGAUGAAAUGUCUGAUUUUAUUGGGGACAUUAAGCUUCUGACUCAAGAAAAAGAGGGCUAUAUUCUUUCAUUGAGCAAAUGUGGUAUUGAAAACUCAAUUACUAAUUACAAAUUAGAACGUCCUCACUUACCUAACCUAGAAGAAUCUACCAGUUGUGUUGGGAGGUGUAAAUUAUUUGAAAAUUACUAUAAAGAAAGCUGCAGACUUUCUCCUAACGAGGCUUUAAAAACUAUUUAUGACCCAUUAUUUAUAAUUCUGCUGGUUAUUCACAACAAAGAACUGGUUAAACCAUUGAAGGAAGAAGACUCUUCUAUAAAGUACGUGUUUGAUGUGAAAAAGUUGGUAACAUCGGGAUUAUUCCAAUUUAUUGUAUGUGCACUAUCGGAUGAUAAUAGUGAUAUUACUUCAGUCGCUAGUACCCUCUUAAAUCAAAUGCUUAUCUCUUUGGAGGAUAAUCACUCCUUUAAGGAUGGAUCCAUCUUCAAGGUAUUGUUGAAGAAAAUAGAAUUAACAAUUAUGAAGAAUGAAAAUAAUGAAACUACCAUUCCUCCAUUGAUAUGGCUGUUUACAUCCAAAAUAGUAGCCUUAUUGUUACAACCUAGUUCACCGCUUUAUGAAAAGGCAUUCCGUUGGGUUUUGAGUAAACCGUCGCUGUAUCAUAAUGAUAUUCCAAUGUUGCAAGAGCUUACAGCCCAAAUGAAUAAGGACCCUAAUUACGAAAACUAUUACUCCCAACUAUCGUGGGUCUUAGAUGGUUUAGCUGGUAUUAGGACAAAAGCGGACGUAGAUUUGCUAAAAAGCAAAGGUAUCAUAGAGUGGCUAUUUAAUCUCUUAAAUCUUCCAUACCUUAACUCUCGGAUGCGUUCCGCAAUCAAAUCCAUCUACUUUAUUUUACAACGAAUUGAGGGUGGUGGCUCUUCUUUGAUUACAAGGUAUGGGGCCAUUGCCGAUUUAGAAUUGCGGGGAAUCGCAACUAUGAACUCCUUAGGUGAAGCAAGUUUGAAUUUGGAGAGAAAUGUAAACGGGAUGAAUACGAAGAGAAAGUUGUUAUUGGAACAAGAAAUGUUAAAUAAUGAGGAAUUACUGAACAGUUAUGUCGAUAUCAUUAAUUCACAAAAGAGAUUAAGGAAAUGGUGUGAAGACGAUACAGUAGGUAUUACAAAGAGGAUACGUAGAUAG
This is a messenger RNA of Kazachstania africana CBS 2517, 5106 nucleotides long. It is a transcript of the gene URB1, whose product is annotated as Urb1p. Gene Ontology annotation, biological process: maturation of 5.8S rRNA from tricistronic rRNA transcript (SSU-rRNA, 5.8S rRNA, LSU-rRNA); maturation of LSU-rRNA from tricistronic rRNA transcript (SSU-rRNA, 5.8S rRNA, LSU-rRNA). Gene Ontology annotation, cellular component: nucleolus. The record is from RefSeq and is a predicted model, not a curated record. The transcript has a single exon. NCBI's taxonomy places the organism in Eukaryota, Fungi, Ascomycota, Saccharomycetes, Saccharomycetales, Saccharomycetaceae. Bases 1 to 5106 code for a protein of 1701 amino acids.